Messenger RNA from Orussus abietinus, 670 nucleotides. RefSeq names its product U6 snRNA-associated Sm-like protein LSm5. Gene Ontology annotation, biological process: mRNA splicing, via spliceosome. Lineage: Eukaryota; Metazoa; Arthropoda; Insecta; Hymenoptera; Orussidae. Gene Ontology annotation, cellular component: U6 snRNP; Lsm1-7-Pat1 complex; U4/U6 x U5 tri-snRNP complex. The transcript has 3 exons. Gene Ontology annotation, molecular function: RNA binding. The record is from RefSeq and is a predicted model, not a curated record. Bases 305 to 583 code for a protein of 92 amino acids.
UAUUGAAGUUUAUAAGCACAUUUUCAAAUGCCGGUGGAUAUCGGUAAAUGUUUGGCGUUGUUCGACAUUAUUCGGCAUUAUCUAGUAUUAUCGAGUAUUAUUCAAAGGGCAUAGUUGGUCAAAGAGGCACAGAAUUACCGAAGAACUUGUGAGCCGCAGCCACUGAAAUACAUAACCUCUGAAAUACUUACCGGCUUGAGCUGUCCUUGAAAUCUUUGCUUGGAAUCAUCCCAACAUACAUAUUUUGGUGGUUGCAACUAGAAAAUUUGUGAAAGUUGAGCUCGUUGCGUAUUAUCGUUGAAACAUGACGAGCAGCUCUGUAACUACAAAUCCAUCGACGCUAUUGCCUCUGGAACUGGUGGAUAAAUGCAUAGGCUCUCGCAUACAUAUCAUCAUGAAGAACGAUAAGGAGAUUGUCGGUACACUGUUAGGAUUUGAUGACUUCGUUAAUAUGUUACUGGAGGAUGUGACAGAAAGCGAAGCAACACCCGAGGGGCGCAGGGUUACCAAACUGGAUCAGAUUCUGCUUAACGGAAAUAAUAUUACAAUGUUAGUACCUGGAGGGGAAAUGCCCGACACGUGACAGGGAGCUCUUCUUAUGGCACUUUCCAACAUGAUGUAUGAAUGUCUCAUUAAAUGCUGUCAAAAUAAAGAGUAACGGUAACUAUAA